AUGUCAACGCUCCGGCAGUCACGUCGGCCGAGCACGAGAGGCAAGGCGUAUCGGAAGUGGGUCAAUCAGAGCGAGCUCGGCAAGGCACCUCGGCUGCUUGCACUCCUCGCCGGCAUUCAGAGAGGUGCUGAGGUCGAUGUUACUCUCAUCAUUGGUACAGACCCCGUCGGUUCCACGGAAUGCGACGCACUACUAGACGACAGAGCCACGCUCGAUCGCACAGUGGCCGGCAUUUCCAGCGGCUUCGAACAACACGCAUCUGCCAUGGCUGCGGUCACCCGACAGACACUGAACAGUCUCAUCACAAUCCCAAACUACAACAUUCACCUCCUCAACAUGUCUAUCUAUACAACUGCUGCUGAUAUCAGCAUGGGAGCGUCGGCUGCGAUCAAAAGAUGUUCUCUUGAGAUUCCUCACCGGACGAUCGCAAAUCAUCAAGAAGCAGAGCGCCGAAACCUGGGGCAGAGUCCUUGA
Molecule: messenger RNA, 474 nt
Organism: Cyphellophora attinorum
Lineage: Eukaryota; Fungi; Ascomycota; Eurotiomycetes; Chaetothyriales; Cyphellophoraceae
Exons: 2
Coding region: 1-474 (157 amino acids)
Source: RefSeq, a predicted model, not a curated record